Priapulus caudatus is the source of this 1335-nucleotide messenger RNA. RefSeq lists its product as uncharacterized. Gene Ontology annotation, cellular component: membrane. The transcript has 3 exons. Bases 51 to 593 code for a protein of 180 amino acids. The record is from RefSeq and is a predicted model, not a curated record. NCBI's taxonomy places the organism in Eukaryota, Metazoa, Priapulida, Priapulimorpha, Priapulimorphida, Priapulidae.
CAGAGGUUCCCUACACUCAGCAGCCCGUACAACAGGCGCAGCAACCAGGAAUGCCGUACGGACAGCCGGCUGAGGGACAGUAUGCACAACAACCAGGGAUGCAGUAUGCACAACAACCAGGCCAACAACCAGGCAUGCAGUACGUGCAACAACCAGGAGUGCAGUACGUGCAACAACCAGGAGUGCAGUACGUGCAACAACCAGGAGUGCAGUACGUGCAACAACCAGGAGUGCAGUACGUGCAACAGCCAGGCAUGCGAUAUGCACCACAGCAACAAGGAGUGCAGCAGGUCGUGGUUGUGCAGUCGCCGCCCCCAUCGACCUACAUGGUCUGGUCCAUCCUCAACUGUUUGUUCUGCUGCUGCCUGCUAGGUAUCGCUGCGAUCUGUUACUCAAACAAGGUGACAGAGAGGAUGGCCAAUAACGAUCAGGUCGGAGCGCUGGAAGCAUCAAGGACGGCCCGCAAGAUCAACAUCGCCGCCACUGUCGUUGGCAUCAUCGUCAUCAUCAUCAUCGUCACCAUCUCCAUCAUCUACACCAUCGUCAUCGGCAACGCCAUCUCCGACAGCUAUCACUACAACGACAAUUACUAGAGUGGCGUAGCAUGGAAUAGAUUAGAGACUAGAGUAGAGUUUACGGCCGUGUUCGGUUCGAGUGAUGCUGGUUCGAUAUAUGCUGGAUGUGUGAUUCGUGCGCGACAUAAGAUUGUUCGGUCGUCGAAAACCGCAGCAUUGCAUUGAAUUGCAUUUCCAUUGCACUAGCAGUGCAUUUGAAAUGCAGUUGCAUUGCAUUGCAUUGAAUUGUUAGGUCAGCGUGGGCAUACAAUGCAUUAUAUUGGAUAAUACACAUAUAUACAUACAUUGUUGUAUAAUACAGUACAUUAUAUUGUAUAAUACACUGUUAUAUACAUGUAUACGUUGUUAUAUAACGCUGUACAUUAUAUUGUUUAACAUGUACACUGUUAUAUACAUUCGUUGUUAUAUAACGCUGUACAUUAUAUUGUAUAAUAUGUACAUUGUUAUAUACAUGCGUUGUUAUAUAACACUGCACAUUGUAUCCUAGAAUACACUGUUAUAUAUACAUACGUUGUUAUAUAACACUGUACAUUAUAUUGUAUAAUACACUGUUAUAUACACAUACACUGUUAUAUAAUCCAGCGCAUUGUAUUGUGUAAUUAUUUGUUUCAUAUUUUUGUUCAUAAUUCAUUUCAUAUACACAUGCAUAUAUUGUUUUAUAUAAUACACGUCUUAUACUCUAUGAGAUAUAUUGUGAGAAGUCAUUGUACCAACGAUCAUAUUUUACAAUAAAGUGAUUUUCAUUAUCUAUGUCACCUCA